AUGCCACUUUCAUCUGCACUUCAAGCACGUUUAAUUGAACGUGGCAUUCUUAAUGCUACGAAUAUCAAUGCUGCACUUGAUGCUAGUGCUGAAAAUGAUGAAAAAAGUGAAGAAGUAUUUGCGGAAAGUUAUGAUGAACGUGAGGAUCAUCAUUCAUCAACAACAAUACCAAAAAAAACUGUUUCAAGUAAUAUCUCAACUGCGGAUAUUCAAAUUGAAUUUGAAGAAUGUAUUAAAUGUCCAAAUAAAUGGAAUCCAUAUCAUACUUGUGUUGAAUAUUGUAAAAAACGAUAUGGUAGUAAACAUUAUACACCAGAUCCAUCGACUGAAAAACGACGUCGAAAAAUGUUAAAAAAAUAUCCAUUACCAAACAAUUGGCGUGAAGUACCUGAUGCUAAUUUAGAUCGAUGUUAUUAUUGGAAUUUAGAAACUGAUGAAGUAUCAUGGUUACCACCAUCUCAUCCACGUUCACAUAUAACUCAAUCAGCUAUUAAAUUAAAACAAAAAGAAAUGGAAAGAAAAGCAGCAGAAGCAUUAAAACAAACAUCAGGAUCAACGAAAAAGAAGAAAAAAAAGAAAAAUUCAAAUGAUACUGGAGAACGAUCAGAUACAGAUGAAGAAGAUUUAAAUUCUGUACAAAAAUUAAAACGUAAAAUUGCUGGUAAAAUGCUAAGUUAUGAUGCUGAUCCUAUGGAUCCAUCAUCUUAUUCCGAUGUACCAAGGGGUAAUUGGUCAUCUGGUCUUGAUUUAAAAGGCAAAGCAAAAACUGGUGUUGAUGAAACUGCUAGUGGUGAAUUAUUUCAAAUGCGUCCAUAUCCAUCACCGGGUGAUGUACUUCGUAUGAAUGCUGAAGGUGGAUCAAAGAAAAAAUCGAAAAAUACAUAG
Molecule: messenger RNA, 885 nt
Organism: Rotaria sordida
Lineage: Eukaryota; Metazoa; Rotifera; Eurotatoria; Philodinida; Philodinidae
Source: the annotation of a GenBank genome assembly